This is a messenger RNA of Rosa chinensis, 1005 nucleotides long. Its product is annotated as F-box/kelch-repeat protein At3g23880. The record is from RefSeq and is a predicted model, not a curated record. The coding region runs from base 1 to 1005 and encodes 334 amino acids. The transcript has 3 exons. NCBI's taxonomy places the organism in Eukaryota, Viridiplantae, Streptophyta, Magnoliopsida, Rosales, Rosaceae. Gene Ontology annotation, molecular function: protein binding.
AUGGCGGGAAAGCACAUACCGGAAGAUAUUAUAGUGGACAUCCUUUCCAGGUUACUUGUCAAAUCCCUGAUCCGAUUCCGCUGUGUUUCAAAACGCUGGCGUUCAAUAGUGUCUGAUCCACAGUUGGCCACGUUGCAGUUUCAAGUAGCUUUUGAGAAGAAAACUCAGAGUCGCAUAAUCGUCUUCUACCGUAACGACUCUGACAUUGAAUCCUUAGACUUGGAGAGGCCGUGGUCUUUGUCUUCAAUUAGAAAGCUUACUGGUCCAUUCGAGCAUCGGGAUAGGAUCAGUCAUGUCGAGGUACUAGGCUCUUGCAAUAGUUUGGUAUGUGUUGCAACUCCUGGUUCUGUUUUUCCUCUUUACAUUUGGAACCCAUCAACUGGAUUCUCGCUUAAGCUACUUGGUUUUUCCAAUAAUGAAACCAACUGCUCUCAAAUAAUCUACUGUGGUUUUGGCUAUUUGCCGGCCACUGACGACUACAAAGUUCUGGUGGCCGCAUAUUCUUGGGAUAAUGAGGCGGAGACGCUGGAGGUCAAAAUCUUCUCGACAAGAACUGGCCUUUGGAAAAGGCUUGAAUCACCUUUUAAGUCCUGCCCUAGCUAUUUAACUUCGAGACAAGCUAUGAUUAUUGUGGAGGAUGCAUGUAUGGAUUUUCUUAUGGGCCGUACAGUGCUGCUUGUGAUAAUUCUGCUUGAGUCUGAGUUCCCGGUGUUUCUCUUCCCAUUCUUGGCUACCAACACUGGUACAGUUGUGGCUAAGUUGGCUUGCAAGGACCACAUGAUGGAAAUUGUAAGGAUUGAACAUGAAGACAAGCCAGUUGUUACAGACAGGCUUCGGAGGAGGUAUCAUAUGCCUGGUAUCAUUAUAUAUGAAGAGAGUCUACUCCAGAUUCCUGAUUAUCAUGCUGUGAUCCAAGAAUACAUGGUGAAAAGAGUUGAAAACUCCAGAAAGCUGAAAUUAAGAGGAAUAAUUGCUAGCUGCCUUGCUCUGUUCAACUACUUCUAG